GCAGCACUGAAGAAUAACGCCCAAGAGCGGGGACUGCGCUCCCCCGACUCCUGGGAAAGCCCAGUACUCUAGACAAGCUGGACUUAGAGUCUCCAGCUCUUUGAAGAGUUCUCAGGAAGUUUGGGGGAGGGGCGAGCCGCUCUCUCCUGUUCUAAUCGCAGGAGGGUGAGGAGGAACCACAGUGGCAGCAGGUCUCGGAACUGUCACAUUCCUGCUCACAGACGGGUCGGGCGCUCUUGGUGGAGUCUGCUGCUCGAGUGAGCAGCCAGGGCAGAGCGCGCUGGCAUGGAGGGACUAGUCCUGUUCAACGCGCUGGUCACCCGGCUGCUGUUCUUCCUGCACUCGCUGGUUGGGGUCUGGAGAGUGGCCAAGGUAUAUGAGGAGCCGAUGUACUUGCUGCUCUCGCUGCUCACCCUCUUGCUCUUUCUGGAGACUGCGCUCACCCUCAAGUUCAAGCGAGGCAGAGGCUACAAAUGGUUUUCACCAGCCAUAUUUGUAUAUCUAAUUAACAUCGUUCCAUCAUUGUGGAUUCUUGAAGUACACCAUGGGACCCAGUCUUACAGUAGCCAAUCGGAAAGGAACGUCACAGAAUACAGCAGCAAAGAAGACUUCAAUCAGACGCUGAUGUCGAGUGAACCCAGUGGAGGGGAUGGUCUCUUCGAGACAGCCCGGGUUUUUAUACAGAACUUGUCUGAAGUUCCUGAGAAAGACUGGACUUUGGCACUCCACCAGACACUCUUGUUAAUGCUCAUAAUUGGGAGAUGGCUUCUGCCUAUUGGGGGCACAAUCACUCGGAACCAACUCUCUGAACUUCUCCUUAUGUUUGUGGGGACAGCUGCUGACAUACUGGAAUUCACAAGUGAGACUUUGAAAGAAAAAAAUGUGAGGAAUAACCCUGGCCUCGUCUACGCCAUCCUUUUUAUAUGGACCUGGGGCCUGCUGCAGUUUCCACUCGACCUUGCAGUACAGCACGACGUGUGCCCCUCGUCUUUUAGAGCGAGGGCGCUCCCCAGCAUGUUGUUUUGCCAGCAUGGUGCCGACCUGUGGAACAUUGGAAUCACUGUCUUCAUACAAGACGGCCCCUUCCUUACCGUGCGUCUCGUACUGAUGACCUAUUUCAACGUGAUCAACCAGAUGCUGGUGUUCUUUGCUGUGAAGAAUUUCCUUGUGGUGGUGUUACACCUCUACCGCUUGGUUAUCUUGGUCUUGGUUGUCCGUGCCUCCUUGCAAAGCCAGCCACAAGUCCUGCGAGGAGAGACCAGUGGUCCGGCUGAAGCAGCUGACAGAGGGGUCUCACGUGGGGACUGGGAGGGAGACUCCAAGGAGGGCGUGGCCAUGCCUUUGCAGGGCUUGUCUGUCACCUCUGAGGAUUCUUACCCCACACCAUAGUUAUUUAUUGACAGCAGCAUGCAAGUGAAUUAUUUGACUUGACAGUUUUUCUUACAAACAGAAUCUCCUUCUUCCUUUUUUAAAAAACCUUGCCUAUAAUAAUUUUCAAAAGAACAACAUAAAAAACAAUCUUAAACCGGUCAAAACAAUAUCAGUGGAGUCACUUUAAAAUGGAGCUGGAGGUGACAUCCGGGAGGAACUGCCUUGCAAGUCUGAUGCCUCACACUUUGGAAGGUUACAACCACAAAACAAAACAACCUUUGGACGGGGCCUAAAGCAACGUUGUAUCCCCCCCAAAAAACUAUUUGCAAGGAUAACAAGAAAGUAGAUAUUCUGACUAUCGGACUUAUAGCUACCUGACCAAAAAUUGAAAACCUUGUUUAGCAUUAGCAUCAGUGUGUUAUGUUACGCGCACCUAUAGAAAUGCCUUCCUUCUGUUGGUGUAACUGUUCUCCAUCCCUUUCUCAUAAAUACCCUUAGUCAUUGUCUCCUCAUCAGAGCACUAUUUGGGCUCCCCACCGAAUCAGUGCUUUCCAGAUAGCGAUUUUUAUUGAUUUCAAAUAAAUGUUUGUUGCCUUUCACUUUGAAAGGGUUUUUAGCUUUAGGUUAUCAAAACAAAGCUGAGAAUUUUUUUUUUAACUGAAUGGAAAGAACUUUGAUUAGUGGCCAUGGCUACGACUUCUGUGUGAUGGUAUCAGAUGUUAGAGUUGUUCAAUGACUAAGUGAUUUGUUUGUCUUGAACAGUUUGAAAAGCUGUGGCCCAGGUUACAAUGACAUGCCCUCAGGAGAUUCAGUGCAAACGAACUGUCCCAGCUGUUACCUGAAAACAGAGAAGCUUUGAACUUUGGCUCCAUUGUCAGACUAUCUCAUCUGAUCUUUUCUGCAAUGUCCCUCUCUGACAUUUAAAAAAAAAAGUACAUUCUGUGAACGCAGAACAAAUAAAGGAUAAUGUGUCUUUAAAAUUACCUCAGUGUGGGCUAGAAACAGUGAAAAUCUCUGCCUCGCUACCAUAGCAUGGAGAGCCCUCUUCAUUGCUGCACAGACCUUCCCAGAAAAUCAUUUUUCUGGGCUGAUGUGGUGUUCUGUCAUGGCGCAUAUGCUCUUACAGAAAUUUUAUUGCUUUUGGCUUAGGCACUGCAAAAUUCACAGCAAGCCAUUUCAGUUAGAGAUCUACUGGUUGCGAGGCAGAAAGUACUGGUAAUGCUAGUAAAGUCACAAUUUCCACUCUGAGCGUGAUUUGCAGUAUUUGUCAGUAUUUUUCUUAACUGCACUUCACCGUUUUCUGUAUAGCCAAGUCGAAUUUUGGGAGUUGGUGCAAGGAAACGCUGAGUCAGUGAAUAAUGGGGUUUCAGGCCCUUUAAGUGUUACCAUAGUUUUUGGUGUGUGCCAGCGUCACGGCAGCCCCUCUGAGCUGCCACAACAGGACACAGCCUUAGGUCUCAGGAAAGGGACUGGUGAUGGAGGCUUGCAUCAGCCUUACCCAUGGCCCAUGGCCUUCGAUUAGUGAUCGGGGUCAGAAUACGUAUGGUGCAGCGUUAUGGAAAUCAGGACAUUUGCCUCUCUUCUCUGCGUUAAGAGUUCAUUUUUCUGAUAUUGAUAUAGUCACACUUUUCUUUUAUAUAUUGCAGUAUUUUCCAGAUGGAGGUGAUUCAGAACCUUUUCUUUCUUAUUUUUGCUUUUAAACAUUUAGUGUGAAAGAUACCUGGCUAUAUCAGAUAAUUGCAUGAGGUAAACAGUUCCAAAACUAUUCUUUUGGGGCUCAAAUCAUGGUUCCUUCUUAUUAUCCUCAGGAACUCAGAGAGGCUGAGAUAACACAGCAUAUAACCUUAGAUUAGGUGUGACUUAUUGGCAAUUAAUUGGGACAAUUUUAUCUAUAAAUCUGUGUGACAUGAUAUCUGUUCAAAACAUUUGAUAAAACAUUUCAUAAGCAAUCUCUGUGUUUAUACAGAGAAAUCAGUAAUUUCCAACUAAUGUGUUCUUCAGUGCCUGAUACCCUGUUUCUAUUUCUUUUCUUCCAUGUGUUUCUCAUUUUAACAAUACAAUUGUAAAGUUACACAUGAAACUAAUGGGGUGCAUUUAUAAUUUUCCAUAAUAAUUUUACGAAAGAUCAGGAAAUCGUAUCUAUAUAAAGGAAGAAACUUGACAACUUUUAAGGGCAUGUUAUUUAAAAUGCUUCACAACUGAAAGCAAAAUAAUAGCUGCUAUUUAUAAAAAUGCCUCGGCAGAGUCUGUUUUUAUGUUGACUAUUUUAUGGUGAAUGUUUUCCUCCACAACAUGUAUGUGCUACUUAUUACUGCAGAUUUGCUCAUGGCAUACUUUUCAUGUUUUAAUUUUUUUCCAGCAAAACAAACAGUGGGGCUCUAAAAAUAGAUCAGUAUAAAGUAAUACGGGCUGUUGCAAGGAUAUUUUUAAAUGCUUUCGAAUCUAAGACUUGGCACAGCUUUGUGAAUGAGUUUCUAGUAUUUAAGUGAACUAUUUUGCAAUUAACAUUCCUCCAAAGGCCUGGGAAAUAUGAAGUUUAAAGCCUAGCUUCACUUAGAGUGCCAAGAAGGCAGAGGGCACCCAGGACCAUCGCAGCAACUGAUGGUGAGAAGAAUAGAAACAUGCUCUGGCAACAUUUUCCAGGAAAAUCUAGUAGGGGCGUCAUUUGUUAACCUAACUGCCCAUGCUCCAACUCUUUUGAAAUUAUUAUUCUUAUUGUAGAAAGAAAAUCUAUAUUCAUUUAGCUCAUUUCAAAAUAAAACUUAAGUGCAAGUUGUAUUCCUAGCACCCCUCAUGAAAAGCCAAAAAUUUAUUUAGUUACUUAAUUAUUUUUAGUAGAAUGCUAAACAUGGUGAUAUUUGAAAGCAUCCAAGUGUUUGCUGUAAAGUGGCUAGAAUAUGCUGACAUCCUGGGACUUGUGUCCCUUUAAUUGGUAAUAAGAGAGGUGAUCCCGAUCAUCUGUGUGAUGUAAUGCAGGCCAUACCUCUGAACCAUUCUAUGUAGCUCCCUGCCACCGAAGAAAGUAGCUUAUUUGUUAUCGCUGUUUUAUUUUAAUUUCUUGACUAAAGCUCAGUCAAAUGUCCUCCCUCAAAACAUGGUUCACUUGUAAGGAAACACAAUGUACAUGUUUUUGUGAUGCUGUGUAAAAACUCACCUCAUAAACAUUUUGUGGGUUUUCUUCACCCUUUCUAGAUUGGUUUCAGAGAACAUAACUUGACAUUGCAAGAUUAGUAAACUGUCUCUGUCUUUGAUAAUGUUGUUAAUUCAUAUUUAAGCUGAAACAGAUAACAUACAAAAAUAAAAAUUUGCAUUGGCAAUAACAUUUUUUUUAAUCUUCCCAAAUGAAGAUUGCUACACAAAUGUAUCAUUUGGCUCUGUUGCUGUUUCACCAACAUGCAGCAGCACUUCAGGUCUCAUAUCAGAAAGAUAGGCUAAGAAAUACCAGGACUCACCAUUGUAAUAUUAAUUGU
Molecule: messenger RNA, 4841 nt
Organism: Phyllostomus discolor (pale spear-nosed bat)
Lineage: Eukaryota; Metazoa; Chordata; Mammalia; Chiroptera; Phyllostomidae
Gene: TMEM26
Product: transmembrane protein 26
Source: RefSeq, a predicted model, not a curated record